Molecule: messenger RNA, 1387 nt
Organism: Trifolium pratense (red clover)
Lineage: Eukaryota; Viridiplantae; Streptophyta; Magnoliopsida; Fabales; Fabaceae
Exons: 3
Coding region: 199-747 (182 amino acids)
Molecular function (GO): zinc ion binding
Source: RefSeq, a predicted model, not a curated record
AUGAAAAUCACAAAUCCUAAAAGUAGAAAACCCUAAACGUAGAAACACAAACGUAGAAAAGGCAACAACUGUUCAUCUUCUCAUCUCUGCAACCACUGUCCUUCUCUUCUCACCUUCUCAAACACAACACCUUAUCACCGUGUCGUCCUCACCAUUCGCCGAUUCUCCUCACAUCUUCGGUGAAAAUACAAGACGAAAAUGGAGAAUAACAAAGCCAUCAUUCAAGGUUCAAGUUCAAUUAGGCAGAAUGAUGAUGAGUUGGAGAAUGAAGAUAGUUAUUAUAUUUCAAGUGACGAGGAAGACAUAUGUCCUAUAAUCCAAGAAAAACUUGAACAGACAAAGAGGGUAGCUGAUAGAUGGCAACCAACUUGGCAUCAUGAUGAUGAUUUUGCCAUAUUUGGAGUGACAAAUGGAACUGAAACAUAUAUUGUGAAUUUAAUCCAAAAGACAUGCACCUGUAGGAAAUGGGAUUUAACGGGUAUCCCGUGUUGCCAUGCUAUUGCGUGCAUAUGGCACAACAAAAAAGAACCUGAAGAUUUUGUUUCCUCGUAUUAUAGGAAGAGUACUUUCAUGGCUACUUAUUCUCACAUCAUUUUGCCAACAAAUGGUCCCCAACUAUGGCGUAUAUCAAAAACAAUGGCAAUCAAUCCACCUGUUGUGAGAAGAGCUAUCGGCCGCCCAAAAAAAAAUAGAAACAAGGCUAAUGAUGAGAAAAAAAUCCACCCCAUGUAUUGCCUAGUGAUCUAAAAACAAAGACAUGUAAAAAAUGUCAAGUGAUGGGUCAUAACAAGAGGACGUGUGGAGGAAAGCGUGCUGCUGAUAGAUUGAUUCCAAAAGGCGGAAAUAAGGUGCUACUGGAAACUUAUUUUUUAUCUUAUAUUUCUAUUUUUAUCAUGUAACUCUAUUUUUUUACUUAAUAUUUGUUACUGAAAAUAUGUUUUGAUGGAAGCAAAAGAAGGCAAACAAGUCUGGUACGCAAGGAACAAAUUGUGCUAGUGGGUCUAGAGCUGGUGGGUCUAGUGCUGGUGGUUUUGGUGUACAAGGAAAUGAUGGGGCUGCAACUAUUUUAACUCAAGGAUCACAACCUCCUCCAACCCAAGAUUCUCAAGCAUAAUAUGUUUAUUAAUUAUGCUUGUUUUUUGAUUACGCAAUUAGACAUUAACUGUUGUUUCAUGGUGAUGUUGUUGCUCUUCAUCGUAUUGGAGCUGCUUCUGUUAUAAAGAUCUGCAUAGUCAAUUGAUGCAAGAAGGGUUGUGUUAUGUUUCAACUUAUCUAUUAAUUUUGCUGUUUGUCGAUCAUAUAAUGGAGGAUUUAGCUAUUAGCAGGUUUUGGUAUUUUUUGUUGUUGAUGAACUAGGUUUUGGUAUUUACUGUAAUAUUGCAGAGUA